AUGAUAUUGACGAGAAGUGCAAGUGGACUGAAGAACAGAUCCGAGAGGCAAUCGGAUCAUGCAACGGUGAUUUUCCGUGUCUUUGCGCAGACUAAAGACCCGGGGAUCUUGCGGACUGAUGUACCUAGAGGGUUGUUUAGAUUGUGCAUGUCAACAUUUCUUUCUAGUUGCCCGGCCCUAACCCCCAGCAACGACCCCCGACAAGUCCACGCAAAACCAUACAACAACUAUAACACGGGACUCAUUCCUCAAUCUGUCCUCAAGCAUAGAGUACAUCUCCUCGCGGCCGAUUCUAAGAAAGUCAUCACAAUCAACCCACCCAGCGUGACCCAAACAUACGGCACCCAGCCCUCCCACGAAACAGACAACCCCGUUAACAUCUCCGCCUUCGGAGAGACAGUCAAAGCCCCCCUGGGUUCCGUCGUUUAUGGUAGAGCCGGCGACAAAGGAGCCAACUGCAAUGUGGGCUUUUACGUGAAACACCAAGAUGAAUGGGACUGGCUUAGGACAUUCCUUACGACGGACAAGAUCAAGGAGCCGCUGGGACCGAUUGAGUAUUCCGGAAACCAAACCGACCGAUUCGAGAUUCCUGGCGUAAGAGUGGUGCAAUUCCUGCUUCAUGAUCAUUUUGAUCGGGGCUAUAGUUCGUCUUCGAGUUGUGAUGUUCUGGGGAAGAAUACGUGCGAGUUUCUGCGGUCGAAGACGGUUGAUGUUCCCAAGGUGUUUUCGCAACGUUAUUAG
Messenger RNA from Aspergillus eucalypticola CBS 122712, 741 nucleotides. RefSeq lists its product as uncharacterized. Lineage: Eukaryota; Fungi; Ascomycota; Eurotiomycetes; Eurotiales; Aspergillaceae. The coding region runs from base 1 to 741 and encodes 246 amino acids. The transcript is spliced from 3 exons. The record is from RefSeq and is a predicted model, not a curated record.